This is a messenger RNA of Poeciliopsis prolifica (blackstripe livebearer), 5044 nucleotides long. Its product is annotated as vitellogenin-1-like. The record is from RefSeq and is a predicted model, not a curated record. The transcript is spliced from 33 exons. Gene Ontology annotation, molecular function: lipid carrier activity. Gene Ontology annotation, biological process: lipid transport. Lineage: Eukaryota; Metazoa; Chordata; Actinopteri; Cyprinodontiformes; Poeciliidae. The coding region runs from base 1 to 4974 and encodes 1657 amino acids.
AUGAAAGCGGUUGUACUAGCCCUGACUCUGGCCUUCGUGGCUGGACAAAUGGUUGAUUUAGUUCCUGAAUUUGCUACCGGUAAGACCUACGUGUACAAGUAUGAAGCAUUACUCCUCAGCGGUCUUCCUGAGGAAGGUUUGGCAAGAGCUGGACUGAAAAUCAGCUCCAAACUUCUCAUCAGCCAAGCUGACCAAAAUAAUUUAAUGCUGAAGCUUAAGGAUCCUGAGUUCUUUGAGUACAAUGGCAUUUGGCCAAACGACUCGGCAAUCCCAGCAAGCAAGUUGAUGGCAGCCCUGGCACCUCAGUUUACGAUCCCCAUCAAGUUUGAAUACACCAAUGGUGUUGUUGGUAAAAUCUUUGCUCCCCAAGGGGUAUCGACUGUGGUGCUGAACAUCCACAGAGGCAUUCUGAAUAUUCUCCAGCUGAACAUCAAGAAGACCCACAAAGUCUUUGACUUGCAGGAGGUUGGAUCUCAGGGUGUGUGCAAGACCCUCUACUCCAUCAGUGAAGAUGAACGAAUUGAGAACAUCCUACUGACCAAGACCAGGGACCUGAACAACUGCCAGGAAAGAAUCAUUAAGGACAUGGGAUUGGCAUACACUGAGAAGUGUGAAAGGUGCCAGGAGGAAACCAUAAACCUGAGAGGUAGCACAACAUUCAGCUACAACUUGAAACCACUCGCUAGUGCCGUCAUGAUCCAGAAAGCGGAAGUUAAUGAGCUGAUCCAGUUCUUGCCUUUCUCUGAGGAUAAUGGAGCUACUCAAAUGAGAACCAGGCAGUCCUUUGAGUUCCUUGAAAUUCAGAAAGACCCCAUUACACCCAUCAACGCUCCGUAUAGUCACCGUGGAUCUAUCACGUACGAGUUCUCCAAUGAACUUCUUCAGACACCCAUUAAGCUUGUCAAGAUCAGCAAUGCGAAGGCCCAGACUGCAGAGGUCAUGAAUCAGCUUGCCACCAUAAACGUGGAGAAUCUUCAUGAAAAUGCACCUAUGAAGUUCUUGGAACUGGUACAACUCCUCCGUCUUGCCCGCUUCGAAGAUUUGGAAAUGUACUGGAACCAGUACAAAAAGAUGUCGCCUCACAGACACUGGUUCUUGGAUACCAUCCCAGUUGCUGGCACUCCCGCCGCUUUUAGAUUUAUCAAAGAGAAGUUCAUGGCUGAGGAAAUGAGCAUUGCUGAAGCAGCUCAAGCUUUGGUUGCAGCUGUGCACAUGGUGACUGCUGACCCCGACGUUAUCAAGCUGUUCGAGGACCUGUUAGCGAACGACAAAGUAGAGAAAAAUCCACUUUUGCGUGAGGUUGUCUUCCUUGGAUAUGGUACAAUGGUUUACAAAUACUGUAAUGAGAAAGCACUCUGUCCAGCUGAACUUUUAAAGCCUAUUCAAGAUCGACUUUCAAAUGCUGUUGCCAGGAAUGAGGAAGACAACAUCAUCCUGUUCGUAAAGGUUUUGGGAAAUGCUGGACAUCCAUCUAGCUUCAAGUCUCUCUCUAAGAUCAUGCCGGUCCAUGGCACUGUUGGUGCAUCUCUGCCAAUGACAGUUCAUGUUGAAGCCAUCAUGGCUUUGAGAAACAUUGCAAAGAAGGAGCCCAGACUGGUCCAGGACCUGGCUCUCCAGUUCUACAUGGACAAGGCUCUCCACCCAAAGCUCCGUAUGCUUUCCUGCAUUGUUCUCUUUGAGACAAGACCUUCCAUCGGUUUGGUGAGCAUUGUUGUCAACUCUGUGAAAAGAGAGGAGAAAUUGCAGGUGGCCAGCUUCACUUACUCUCACAUGAAGUCCCUGAGUAGGAACCAUGCAACCGUCCAUUCUGAUGUUGCCGCUGCUUGCAACAUUGCCAUGAAACUGCUGAGCCCAAAGCUGGACAGACUGGGCCUGCGUUAUAGCAAAGCUGUUCAUGUGGACAUCUACAACAGGUCCUUGAUGCUUGGUGCUGCUGCAACUGCCUUUUACAUCAAUGAUGCUGCAAAUAUUUUUCCAAACACUGCUGUUGCAAAGACCAGAGCCUUCCUCGCUGGAGCAACUGCAGAGGCCCUGGAGAUCGGAGCCUCAAUUGAUGGACUGCAGGAGAUGCUUUUGAAAAACCCUUCUCUCACUGAAAACACUGACAGGAUCACCAAAAUGAAACGUGUCAUAAAGGCUCUAUCAGAAUGGAGAUCCCUGCCCGGAGACAAACCUCUGGCUUCUAUCUAUGUCAAGCUCUUUGGACAGGAGGUUGCCUUUGCUAAGAUUGACAAACCCAUGAUCGAGCAGGCUGUUGAGUAUGCCAAGAACGUACCCGUUCAGGAAUUUGGAAAAGAGAUUCUUAAGGCUCUACUCAUAUCUGGCACCAACUUCAAGUAUGCUAAGCCUGUGCUGGCUGCUGAGGUGAGACGCAUUCUUCCAACUGUCGCUGGUCUCCCGAUGGAGCUUGGUCUCUUCACUGCUGCUGUGGCUGCAGGUUCUGUUAAAAUCCGGCCAAACACAUCGCCACGCCUGCCAGAAGAUUUCCCCCUCAACAAGCUCCUGGAGACAGACAUUCAGCUCGAGGCUGAGGUCAGACCAGCUGUUUCCAUGAACACAUUUGCAGUUAUGGGACUCAACACUGACGUUUUCCAAGCUUUUGUGAUAGCAAACGCCAAGGUCCACUCUGUUAUGCCAGCCAAAAUUGCUGCAAGACUCAACAUCAAAGAAGGCGACUUUAAGCUUGAAGCUCUUCCAGUUGAAGCGCCUGAAAACAUCACAUUUGUGAAUGUGACAACUUUUGCAGGGUCAAGAAAUAUCGAGGAACUUCCUAGAGAGAAAACUACCUACCUCUUCCCUACCAAAGAGUUGCCCUCAACCCCAGCCAAAUCAUCCGCGCGAGCUUCCUAUGCUGACAGCCUGCUGUCAUCCUCUGAGCUCCUUCCAGAGGAAGCAAAAUAUGUCAAGUCCAUUCGUCAACAUAAGAGUCGAGCAUUUGCCAAGAGGUACUGCGCUAAGUACAGAGGUGUUGGACUGAGCGCCUGUUUCAGGUUUGCUAGUGAAAAUGCUGCCUACUUCCGAGAUGGUCUCUUGUACAAAAUGGCUGGCCGCCACAACUUUGCUUUCUCUGUGAGACCAAUUGAAGGUGAAGUUGUUGAGAGACUGGAAAUGGAGAUUAAAGUCGGGCCAAAUGCUGCAGAGAAGCUUAAGCGCAUCAACCUGAACGAAGAGGAAAUCACAGAGGAAGGAGGACCAGUCCUGAUGAAGCUCAACAAAAUCCUGUCUUCAAGAAGGAACAGCUCAUUUUCCUCCUCUAGCUCAAGCAGCUCUUCGUCUCGUUCCUCUAAGACCUCCUCCAGCUCUUCAUCUCACAGCAGCAGCAGCAGCAGCAGUAGCAGCAGCAGCAGCAGCAGCAGGAAAAGCAGGAAUGGCAGAUCAAGAGACAGCAGAAGGUCAGAUAGGACCAGCUCUGCAUCAAGCCUCGCAUCUCUCUUCAGCGGCAGGUCAAGCUCUUCUCGCUCCGGUGCCUCUCGCUCUAGGCAAGUGACUGAGAAGUUCCUGAGGACACACAAAAAGGAUUCUCCCUCCAAAUCAGAUUCCAGAAGCACUUCCUCCAGCUAUGAGGCCAUCUAUAAUCAGAAAAAAUUCCUCCGUGAAGAGGAAGCUGUUGUGGCAAUGGUGUUCCGUGCUAUCAAAGCUGACAAGAGGAUGUUGGAAUACCAACUUGCUGUCUACCUUGACAAACCAAAUGCCAGACUUCAGAUCAUCAUCUCCAGCCUGGAUUCUGAUAACUGGAGGUUCUUUGCUGAUGGAGUUGUGUUGAGCAAGCACAAAGUUACAACUAGAAUUUCCUGGGGCGAACAACGCAAGAGAUAUAGCCUUAAUGCUACAGCAGAGACUGGUCUUGUGUCUUCAAACCCUGCAGCUCGCCUCAGAGUGUCCUGGCAAAGACUGCCUUCUGCCGUGAAACGUUAUGGAAAGUUGCUCAACAAAUAUGUCCGUUCUAAAGUACUGCGAGACUUGAUUCACACAAGGAAAGUAAACGGCACCAGGAAACUCUCAGUCAUUGCAGUUGCAACUUCUUACAGGAGAGUUGAGUUCACUGUGAAAACUCCAAUGAAAUCUGUCUACAAUGUCAUUGUGCACCUUCCGUUGUAUAUGCCCAUUGAAGAAAUCAAAGGUCUCAGCCCAUUUGAGGAAGUCAUUGACAAGAUCCACUUCAUGGUUUCGAAGGCUGGCGCAGCUGAAUGCAGACUUGUUGAAGACACACUUUACACAUUCAACAACAGGAGCUUCAAGAUCAAGAUGCCUUCCUCUUGCUACCAGGUUGUCGCACAGGACUGCACUGAUGAACUGAAGUUUAUGGUUCUCCUGAGAAAAGAUUCUACAGAGCAACACCAUAUCAAUGUCAAAAUUUCUGAGAUUGACAUCGACAUGUAUCCAAGGGACAACAACAUUGUGUUAAAGGUUAACGAAAUGGAAAUUCCCCCCACCAGCCUGCCUUACCGCCACCCAACAGCUUCCAUUGAUAUCAGACAGAGUGAAGAGGGCCUUGUUGUAUUUGGACCUAAACAUGGUCUCCAAGAAGUCUACUUUGACAGAAAGACAUGGAGGAUCCAAAUUGCUGACUGGAUGAGAGGAAAGACCUGUGGACUUUGUGGAAAGGCUGAUGGAGAAAUCAGACAGGAGUACCACACUCCCAACGGACGCGUGGCUAAGAAUUCAGUCAGCUUUGCUCACUCCUGGAUUUUACCCGUUGAAAGCUGCAGGGAUGUAUCUGAGUGCCGUCUGAAGCUUGAAUCUGUGCAACUGGAAAAACAAUUGACCAUUCAUGGUGAGGACUCCACAUGCUCCUCUGUUGAGCCUGUACCUCGCUGUCUGCCUGGAUGCAUGCCAAUUAAGACCACCGCCGUCACUGUUGGUUUCAACUGUUGGUCAUCUGAUCCUGAGAGCAAUGUCUAUGACAGAAGUGUGGACAUGAGAAAGACUACCGAAGCUCACCUGGCGUGCAACUGCAUCGCCCAGUGCUCUUAACUACUUUUUCUUUAAGUCACUUCGUGUAAAUUUUUUCUGUAACAAUAAAUAAACUGCAUCUUAAAAUUCA